AUGGAAGAUGAACUUAGUGCUCUCACUCACAAUCAAACAUGGGAACUAGUUCCUAGACCAUCUGCUACUAAUGUGGUUGGAUCCAAAUGGGUUUUUCGGAUCAAAUAUCAUUCGGAUGGCUCCAUUGAUAGGUUCAAAGCACGCCUUGUUGCCAAAGGCUAUACUCAACUAUAUGGACUUGAUUUUAAUGACACAUUUAGUCCAGUUGUUAGAGCUUCUACAGUUCGCAUUGUACUCUCUAUUGCAAUAUCUCGUGGCUGGAACAUACGUCAACUUGACGUUAAAAAUGCAUUCUUGCAUGGUCUUCUACAAGAAGAGGUUUAUAUGGAACAACCAUCAGGAUAUAUUGAUGCUUCCCAUCCAAAUCAUGUUUGUCGUCUCAAGAAGGCAAUCUAUGGUUUGAAACAAGCACCGAGAGCAUGGUUCCAUCGCUUUAGCCAUUUUUUAAUCAAAAUUGGUUUCAAUGGCAGCAAAGCCGAUUCUAGUUUAUUUGUUCAUUCAUCAGACAAUGGCAUCAUUUACUUACUCUUAUACGUGGAUGAUAUUGUCAUCACAGGUAGCAAUGUGUCUCUCAUUGACACUUUCAUUAACAAGCUACGGCAAGAGUUUUCUAUGAAGGAUCUUGGCAAUCUAAAUUAUUUUUUGGGCCUAGAAGUAACUCAUUCUAAAAAGGGAAUGUUCCUCAGCCAAGUGAAGUAUGCAAGAGAUAUUCUUAUCCGAACUGAUCUCCAUGAUUCAAAGCCAAUUGCAACACCAAUGAUUGUCUCCAAUCAUUUGACUACUGAUGGUCCUCUCUUUCAUUCACCAACAACUUAUCGAUCCCUUGUUGGUGCACUACAGUAUCUCACCAUUACUCGGCUGAAUAUCACACAUGUAGUAAAUUCAGUAAGUCAAUUCAUGCAUUCACCAAGAGAACAACAUUUUCAAGCCGUAAAAAGAAUUCUCAGAUAUGUUAAAGGAACUCUUCAUUUCGGACUCAACAUCAGUCCAUCAAGCAAUCUCAACAUCUCGGCUUUUUCAGAUGCCGAUUGGGCUGGUUGUCCAGAAACUAGUCGAUCAACAUCAGGAUAUGCCAUUUUUCUGGGUAACAAUUUAAUCUCAUGGACCUCCAAAAAGCAGUCCACAGUAUCUCGAUCUUCGGCAGAAUCUGAAUAUAGAGCAUUAGCACUCACUGCAGCUGAAGUUAAAUGGUUGUUAAACAUUCUUCAUGAUUUACAAAUUCAACCACCAGAACAGCCAACUUUACUUUGUGCAACACAAGUGCCAUUUUCAUGA
Molecule: messenger RNA, 1275 nt
Organism: Juglans regia (Persian walnut)
Lineage: Eukaryota; Viridiplantae; Streptophyta; Magnoliopsida; Fagales; Juglandaceae
Exons: 1
Coding region: 1-1275 (424 amino acids)
Source: RefSeq, a predicted model, not a curated record